AUGAAAAUCUACGGUUUACUCCUUACGCUAGUGAUCACAUCAUUAGCCAGAGCUUUCAAUUUAGGUUUGAUUGGUGACGACGGUAAGGAUUUAUUUCUCCAAUGCAUUACAUAUACAUGCCUCUUGACUUACAGUCAAUCGGAGGCGAGUGAAUUCACAUAUGAUUAUAGCCAACGAGCAGUGCUCCUUGAUGGAAAGAUAAUGACCCACAAUUAUUACUUCUUUCACACACUGGGCACAGAAAUUAUUUGGACGAUCUCUGGAGACGACAACGACAUUACCCUUAAGCCUGACGAACAGUUGUACCAGGACUACAGUUACCUGGCUAUAUGGGCAUAUGAUUGUCCCACCUGUAUUUCCAUUGACCGGUUCCAUGUCUACGGGGAUUUUCCAAUCCCAGAACCUAAUCCUUUGAUGGGUACCUUCAAGUUGGCCAUCAACGAUACUACAAAUGCUGGUCUGUCGUUGCGUUAUCUUGCUUUUUCCCCUUAUCCUGAUAGUUCACUUCUGCUUGAAUCGGCCACAUGGAGUUUUAAUCGGAUAGCUGCAAACUAUUUCUCAUUUGAACCACCUUUUGUGUUAUAUAAUGGACAGGAACUCGUUCAUACUUUGACAUAUAUCCUUCCCUAUUAUGGUGUGGAUAUUCCCUUUAUAAAAUUUACAUUCCAAAUCGAUUCGACAACUGGUAACAAAUUACUCACGCCUAACGUUCAAAUGUAUUUUAUGGAGUCUGGUGAUAUUUUUAUUUAUAAUGUCGGAGGAGUUUGUACCGCUUUUCCAAAUUUUAUUGUCGUAUACGAUGACCCUGAACCAGUUCAACCAGAACCAACUACUGAACCAGAACCAGUUCAACCAGAACCAACCACUGAACCAGAACCAGUUCAACCUGAACCAACUACUGAACCAGAACCAAUUCAACCAGAACCAACCACUGAACCAGAACCAGUUCAACCUGAACCAACCACUGAACCAGAACCAGUUCAACCAGAACCAACGACUGAACCAACUACUGAACCAGAACCAGUUCAGCCAGAACCAACCACUGAACCAGAACCAGUUCAACCAGAACCAACUACUGAACCAGAACCAGUUCAACCAGAACCAACGACNGAACCAACUACUGAACCAGAACCAGUUCAACCUGAACCAACUACUGAACCAGAACCAACUGAACCAGAACCAACUGAACCAGAACCAGAUGACCCUGUUGAUCCUGAUGACCCUGUUGAUCCUGAUGAUCCUAUUGAUCCUGUUGAUCCUGAUGGUCCUAUUGAUCCUGAUGAUGGUACCACGAAAGGAGCACCAGAAGCUAGCUCCCAACGUGUGACGGUCACCCGUCUAGGUACGGUUACUAGCACGGUUUGUGAAGCUCAUGGGUCAUGCUCAACUAGCACAAGUAUUUACACGACUAUUAUUGAAACGUAUUCGCCCGUCAUUGAAGAGGAUGGUAUUACAACUUCCACAAGGAUGGUCACUGAUUGUGAAGGUAGCAGUUGUGGUCAAUCUGGAGGUGAGUACUCCGCAGUGGUUUCAGAAUUGUUUGACGAGGCAGCAAAGCUGGUUGGAUCUACUUUACUUGUUUGUAUAAGUAUGCUUAUGUCAGCUUUGAUUUUUGUUUAA
This is a messenger RNA of Hemisphaericaspora subhashii, 1620 nucleotides long. RefSeq lists its product as uncharacterized. The transcript has a single exon. The record is from RefSeq and is a predicted model, not a curated record. Lineage: Eukaryota; Fungi; Ascomycota; Pichiomycetes; Serinales; Debaryomycetaceae. The coding region runs from base 1 to 1620 and encodes 539 amino acids.